AUGGUGUGGAGGCUUCCUCACAUGGGCCUGACCACUGGUCACUCCAUCUCCAGCCCCCUCCCUACUCCAGGGAAGUUCCGAGGCUCUAAUCCUGGCUCGGCCUUCCCAGCAACCAGACUCAUCCAGGAUCCACCCAGUCACCUCAUCAUCACGUGGGAAUUUACAAGGGUUUCAGGAUCCCUGUCAGGAGCUGGGGCGGGGGGCAGUGUGAAGACUAACAUGCAUGUUUUCUGUCACCGCACACCUGGCCUUGGCGGGUCAACCAGGAUGAAGGGAAUAUGUUCCUGCGUCUGGGAGAGUCCAGUGCUGUGA
Molecule: messenger RNA, 312 nt
Organism: Rangifer tarandus platyrhynchus (Svalbard reindeer)
Lineage: Eukaryota; Metazoa; Chordata; Mammalia; Artiodactyla; Cervidae
Source: the annotation of a GenBank genome assembly